CUGCCGGACACACCGGAGGCUUGAAGGUCUACUGCGACCAGCAGGAGCAUCAGGAACCUCUUGAUCCAGUCCUCUUCGUGUAUAAUGGCGGGAGCAAUGAUGGCGUCAGUGGGGCGGCUGCUGGUGGCGGGCGUCCUGGUGGCGGGCCUCCUGGUGGCGGGCCUUCAGGGUGUCCUCGCCGUUCAGAGCACCGCGUCGACGCCCGGCGGAGGCCCCGGAGAGUACGCCGAGGCCUGGACGGAGAUAGCCAACGUUCAGAACUGCAGUUACACAGGUACCCAUACAGGUGGCAGCUGCCCCGCUCCCUACGUGAGGCUGCUGGGAGGCGAGUGCUUGUUCGUCAGCAAGCACGCCCUCUCCUGGCUCCAGGCCCGCGAGCACUGCAAGGGACUCAUGGGCGACCUGGCCACACCCAAGAAUCUCUUCAUCCUCAAGAACUACAUUAUCCACAACCCUGAUUACAGUGGCAUUUCGGCAGUGUUCCUGGGAGGCAGGAAAUAUCAGGGUCGCUGGUGGUGGUUGGACGGAAGGCAGAUUUCAUCCGAAGACUUCGCUGAGGGCGAACCCAACAACUAUUUUGGGAGAGAAGACUGCAUCGACUUACGCCUCAGCAGGCAUCCGAUGUUGAACGAUAACAAAUGCAAUUCCCCCACGCCCUUCGUGUGCCGGUACUGCGACUUCGAGUGAGGCCGCUCACUAGCAACACGUCUCUCAUUCUUUCCUGCUCUCACUUUCCAGUUUAUGUCACUGCUUACCUCUGUACGUUGGUAUUGAACUAAGUGCAUGAGGCAUUCAGUUGCUACCAUCUUUGCUUGUGAUCUCCUAAUCAGACACCGUUGCCCACUUUGUGUAUAUUCAGUCAGUUCUUGUCUGACAACAGUACAGUCAUUAAUGACACAGACGCUGGUAGCUUCAUCACUGUGAAUAGUUGCGAUGACUAACCAUCCUGUGUGAUGGGGAUUUUUUAGCAUCACGUAGCUACCUUUUUGACACACUGUACUCCCCUUCAUAUAGCCUAGGGCAGCUGCACAAAUACAGAUGUACCUAAUGUAUUAAUAAUAAAAAAAAGUGAUGAACAACCAGCCUGUGAUGAAUAACCAACCUGUGAUGAACAACUAGCCUCAGGAACCCUUCCUUAACACCUGUUUAACAGUUAAGUUUGUCACAACUUCAACAGUCGUCCAAUAAUGCCAGUACUCCGUAGUAACUAUAUUCCCCGGACGUACACAAAUCAACUGAAGUAGCCAAAAUAAGUUCACGUAGUGAUAAUUUGGUAGAGGGCGUGAGGGAAAAAAGCAACAACCAAAUCAAAACGUUGCUAGGCUUAGUGUAGACAUAUAUAUAUACUAAAUUAGGCCUAAGGUGGCGUACGCUAGGCUUAGGAUUGCUUAUUUUAGGCAAAGGACAGUUUUAGCUCUACUUUUUGGCAUGUCAAAAUGUGAUUUUUUUGGUAGAAGACGCCAUUAUACGCUCAACCAUUAUAGUUGGUAUAACGUCUAUAAUUUUUGGAGGAUGGGUUGGAGAAAUUAUCUGUUCAGUGUAUGAAGUAUUAACAAGGUGAGUGUCCUUAAGGUUUACAUAAAUGAAUACAUAUGAUUUUUUUGAUGAUGGUAAAUAUGUAUUUAAGACCCCAUAUCCAUCCUGUGGGCGAUUGUGAAACUAUUAUAGAGAUAUGAAUAAAGAGAUAAAAUAA
Messenger RNA from Procambarus clarkii (red swamp crayfish), 1693 nucleotides. RefSeq names its product C-type lectin-like. Lineage: Eukaryota; Metazoa; Arthropoda; Malacostraca; Decapoda; Cambaridae. The record is from RefSeq and is a predicted model, not a curated record.